This is a messenger RNA of Humulus lupulus (European hop), 2226 nucleotides long. RefSeq lists its product as uncharacterized. NCBI's taxonomy places the organism in Eukaryota, Viridiplantae, Streptophyta, Magnoliopsida, Rosales, Cannabaceae. The transcript has 9 exons. The coding region runs from base 1 to 2226 and encodes 741 amino acids. The record is from RefSeq and is a predicted model, not a curated record.
AUGGCAGAAAAGCUGAUUGGUUAUCCCGAAAAGUUAUUGUGUCCAUGCAAAGGUUGUCGAAACUUAAGUCACCAAUGUAUUAGCAUUUUGUAUGAACACUUAGUCAUUUAUGGGAUUGAUCCAACAUACAAAAUCUGGUUUCAUCAUGGGGAAGAAUUAUCAAGAGAUGAUGAUAUAGAGACAAUGGAAGCCUUUGAUUCUUACAACUUGUUUAGGGCAACAAAUAUCGAUGGUUGUGAUUUUGAAAGUCAUGUAGAAGGUCAUGAUGACACUUUUAUGGGAAAAAUAGAAGAUGCAGACACUCUAUUAUAUCCACAAUGCACUAAAUAUACUAAGUUAUCAUCAAUUGUUGCAUUAAAAGAUAAAGAAAACUUGCAAGAAUGUCCAACAUGUGGAACUUCACGUUGGAUGUUAGAUAAACUGACUAAAAAGGAGAAUAUUUUAUUAUCAAUGUUAAUUCCAGGACCUAAACAACCUGGGAAUAAUAUUGAUAUAUACUUAGAACCUCUUGUAGAGGACUUGAAAUUAUUAUGGAAUGAGGGAGUUGAUGCUCAUGAUGCAUUGGACAAUACGAAUUUCAAGUUGCGGGCUAUUUUGAUGUGGACAAUCCAAGAUUUUCCAGCAUACGGGAACCUUGCUGGUUGUAAAAAUAAGGGACGUUUCAGUUGUCCCUUAUGUGGUUAUGGUACUCAUUCAGAGUGGCUAAAACAUAGUGGGAAGUUUUCAUACCGAGGUCAUCAGAAAUUUCUUCAAGAAGACCAUCCAUUUCGGAGUAAAAGAAGUUGGUUUGAUGGAGAAGAAGAGCAUGGAAAUCCGCCAAGAAUCAUGAAUGGGACUACAAUUGCUGAACACCUUAAAGAUUUUGUGAAUGAAUUGUAUGUUCAUCACAAAUUGGAUGUGAUGCACAUAGAGAAGAAUGUUUGUGAAAGCAUUUGUAAUACAUUGCUAGAUGUUGCUGGAAAAAGUAAAUAUGGACUAAAAGCUCGCUUGGAUUUGCAACAUAUGGGUAUUAGGAGUGCAUUGCACCCACAUGAGAAGGGGACUAGAACCUAUCUUCCUGCAGCUUUACACACACUAUCAAAGCUUGAGAAAGAAUUAUUUUGUAAAAGGUUGUUCUCAUUGAAAGUACCUGAUGGAUAUAGCUCAAAUAUUCAAAAUUUUGUUUCAAUGGAACAAUGCAAGCUCAUGGGCCUUAAGUCACAAGAUUUCCACAUUUUGAUGCAACAAUUACUAUCAGUGGCUAUAAAAGGAUUGAUGCCAGUGGGUCCAAGAGAUGCUAUAAUGAGAUUAUGCUUAUUCUUUAAUCGAAUAUGUCAACGUGUUCUUGAUAGAGAAAGCAUAAUGGCAUUAGAAAAUGAUGUUAUUGAAACUUUAUGCUUACUAGAGAGAUUCUUUCCACCAUCAUUUUUUGAUGUCAUGAUUCACUUAGUGGUUCAUAUCGGACGAGAAGCACGACUAUUUUACAUGGACAUUAUAUUAAUGAUGAGCAAUUGUGUGAUUAAUAGACGCAUGAAGAUAUUGAAAGAUUAUGUCAAAAAUCGAGCAAGGCCUGAAGGUCGUCCAAUUUCUAAGAGGAAAGAAAUUAUAUUGACAGAUGAGUUGUUAGAAAUUGCACAUCGAUACAUUCUGUUAAAUACAUCUGUUGUGGAGCCUUUUCUAGAGAUUCACCUAGAUGAGUUGAAAAAAAUGAACAAAAUAUAUGAGAGAAAUAGUGGAUUACUUUGGAAGAAACAUAUACAAACUUUUUCAACAUGGAUGAAGGAAAAGGUUCCUAUGCAUUCCUCAAGUUGUGAUGAAACUGAUUUGUUGAAAUGGCUAGCAUAUGGACCCAGAAAACAUGCUGCUUCUUACACUGGAUAUAUUAUCAAUGGUCAAAGAUUUCAUAUACAUGACAUUGAGAAGUCCACACAGAAUAGUGGUGUCUCAAUUGAAGCAACAACUAUGUGUAGAUCUAGUGCCAAAGAUGUAUCUCAAGUUCCUAAUUUAGUUUCAUACUAUGGGGUUAUAAGGGAGAUAAUCUUGUUAGAUUACUACAUAGUUCAGAUUCCAAUUUUCAAAUGUGAUUGGGCAAAUGUCCCUAAUGUUGUUAAGGUGGAGGAUAGUCUUACUUUAGUUAAUCUACACCAAAGUCAAUGGUCUGUUGGUAGAGACCCUUUUAUUUUAGCCUCACAAGCUAAACAGGUCUUCUACUCAAGAGAACAUGAUUCUUCCAAUUGUGGAAGAUGA